Messenger RNA from Fusarium redolens, 1295 nucleotides. RefSeq lists its product as uncharacterized. The transcript has 2 exons. Bases 419 to 1174 code for a protein of 251 amino acids. NCBI's taxonomy places the organism in Eukaryota, Fungi, Ascomycota, Sordariomycetes, Hypocreales, Nectriaceae. The record is from RefSeq and is a predicted model, not a curated record.
UUUUGGAGUCUUGGCCUAGAGGGUCGUCUUACGCGUCCUGCAGGUAAUGCCAAGUAGAUCACCAGCCACAGACAUAUGCUCAUCAUGACAAACAUGAUUCGGCGAUUCCGAUGCGAGGUGGCUCAGCUCCGGGGUCACUUGGUGCAUGUCCGAACGCCGAGCCACAGUAUGCCGAUGCAUCCGGCUGCCAAGUGACCGGAGUGCCGACACCCGCGCCGCAAACAUGUUGGUUCGGGGAACUGCGCCACCUUUGCCCAGAGUGAGAUCACAUCAGCCAAGAUCAAUAAACCUUGUUGGAGCUGAAUGGCUUGAUGACGACAGUGUCUACUUAAGUAGAGCUUGACCCCUCACUUUACAUCAUUCCCAGAGCUAGAAUUACAGUACAACUUUACGAAUACACAUAAACAACACAAACAACAUGUCAGCUCAAGAUUACUACAGCGGUGGUGGAGGUGGCUACGGCCAGCAGCAACAGCAAGGUGGUGGCUACGGACAACAACAAGGCUAUGGCCAACAACAACAGGGUUAUCCUCAGCAGCAACAAUACUCUCAAGGAUCCAACUACGGCUCCAACCAGCCCAGCUACGACAACCGUGAUCAAUCCUACGGCCAACACCAAGGCGGACAAUACGGCGGCGGACCCAACCAAUACCCCGACGGCGCAGGUGGUCCCGGCGGUCCGGGUGGCCCGGGAGGUCCGGAUGGAGAGCGCGGACUAGGUGCUACACUUGCAGGAGGCGGUGCAGCCGGCUGGGCCGCUCACACAGCUGGAAGCGGCCUUCUCGGCAGUCUAGCCAGUGCCGCUGCUGGUGCCAUUGGCGCAAACUUCCUCGAGCACAAGUUCAAGAAACACAAGAAGGAGAAGAACAGGAAGCAUCACCGCGACGGACGCCCUCGAGCUUUCACCGGCGAUUCGACUAGCAGCAGUGACUCCGACUCUGGUGAUGAGCGACGUCGACGAAAGGACGAUGACCUAGCCUAUGGAAAGUCUCAGUAUGACAACUCUUCUCGACAUGGACAUGGAGACGGUUCUCAUGGAGGCUCUGGCUCAUAUGGUGGAGGUGGAUAUGGUGGCCGAGAUCAGGGCUACGGCGGAGGUCAAAGCUACGGAGGCCAGGGAUACGGAGGUCAAGGCGGAUACGGCCAGCAGGGCUACGGUGGUACCCGAUACUAAGUGCCCCGCGAUAUGGCACUGGGAAGGAUUCAAGAACGAGACAUGAUCUGUUGUAAUUAAUAUGAGUCGGAAGAAUAUCGACGUUUCACGUUAGACACGAAUACAUAUACCCUACGAUCCU